AUGCCACAUAAUGACCAAGACGUGGAAUCGAACUUUUACGAUGUUGAUGAUAUUUUAGCCAAGUCUACCGGCGUAUCUUGUUUGUUUAACAAAAAUUCACCAGCGGGUAUGUUUCCACCGUUAUAUCGAACUAUAAGAAUUUUUUUAAACUGUUUUUUUAUUUCAAAAAGAAGUUUUAAAAAAGAGAAAAAUUAAGGUUCUGUAAGUUGCUUGCAAUACAAUUUUGUUCAACUUUCACAUCUUCGAUAUAGUCUAUUUAGAUUUUGAAUAUUGUCUGUUCAGAUUUCGAAAGUCAAGUGGUCGCUCAAGCUCCGCUCCUAAUGGUGCGAUAAACCAAUCAGAGAGCGAGCCAUCCACAUAGUGUUUGUCAAUGACGUCAUUGCACUUGACAUUAAAAAUCUGAACAGACUAUAUCAAAUCGGUCUUCAAUCUCUGAAUUAGCCAAUCAGAGAGCGAUCCAUCCACAGGUUUUCGAAUGAUGACAUUGUACUUGACAUUCAAAGUCUGAAUCGGGUAUAUAGUGAGUUCCACGCUUGACGUUCACAAUUCGUGAGAAAAGCAGGAUUCAGUUCCGGAAACACUGUGCGCUUUUGCUUUAAAAAACUGCAAAAAAGACGACAAAAAAAGUUCUCGAAGCGGAGGGUUCAAAAUUGAUACAUUCUAGUAUACAGUCUUUUUUGCAGAAAAAAAAACGGAACAAGCUUGCGCGGUAUGGGCUAUAGUCUAUUCAAAAAUCCUUGGUGCUACGCCUGUUCAAAGUGGUCGAUCGUAAUACGGUAGUUUUGUAAUAUAUUGGAUAACAGAAAUUUUCAAAUAAGUUGAGCCGUAACUACCCUUCUGACCUUAAAGGAUUACGAAAAAACCUUCAAAAAACGAAAAAAAAAAAAGAAUAAUGAGCGCAACGGUAGAAUUUUUCUUGAAAAAAAGUCCCGCGGAAACUGAAGCGAAACAAAAUUUUCUGAUAAAAUUUUGAUUAUGUAUGCCUGUCUUCUAUAUAUAUUUUUUUCUCUUAAAAAAAUUUUUAUUAGGAGAGUGUAAUAACACUUUUUUUUCAGAUUUCUUCACCGAAAUGCUGGGAAUAAGAAAAACCAAACAGGUUGAAGACAAACAGUUUUCGUCCGAAGUUCCGCUCUGGUUGGUAGAUUCCGUUCGUUCACACUGCACAGUAUUUUCUCUUUUGAGUAAUUAGCUUCUGAAUGUUUCCAGAUAUCUUUACCUCAAACUUUCACUCCCGGUAUGAUAAGCGUGCUUCAAGCUGAUGCGCGUUCGGUGAACCUCGCCCGCAACGAAAAAUAUUUCUACGUCUUGGGAAUAGAGCUCUGCCAUUUAUUCAAAGAUGACGAUCAAGAAACGGCAACAAAGUUGGCUAAUUGUAUUUUGAAUACUCUUACUCAACGUGUAGGAAGUUCAUCAGAUAAUUUUUCAGUAUAAUUAUAACGAAAUUCAGGUGUGGUCGCGAAAGCUCUCCAUGGAGAAAUGAAAGCUGACAAGCUGGACUGUCAAGAAGAAGCAAUUUUUGAAACUGGGAAACUUUGCAAACUAGACAUUGAUGACUGGUUGAACUGCACGUCUACUGUAUCGAGAAGGAAAAGAAAACUAUAG
Messenger RNA from Caenorhabditis auriculariae, 1602 nucleotides. The record is from the annotation of a GenBank genome assembly. Lineage: Eukaryota; Metazoa; Nematoda; Chromadorea; Rhabditida; Rhabditidae.